AAAAUUAACCAUUUUUUACAUUUUCUCAAAACGCAGCUAUCCCCAUCAUUUUCCUUCCCACCCAACCGCCACUAAUCUCUCUCUUUCUCCCACCAUUUUUUUCCACCACCACAGCGCCAUUUGGCUGCACUCAUUUUUUCUAUUUUCCAUCAACAGCAUCGCGACGCCCAUCUUGAGCAUUACCAAACUGGUAUUAUUCGACGCAGAAAAGUCGUCUGCGUCAUUUUCCGCCAUUGAAUCUUCACCGAUCGCCCUGUUUGGACUCUUAAUCGCGAUUUGAAAAGUUGGCCGAUCGGGCUUUUGGCAUCUGCUUUCCGAUCGGGCGUGAGGAUAUUCGCAACUCUCCAAGGUUCCACUUUGGGAAUUGGCCUGCACCAACGCCUGCAACUGCAGUUCGACCACGCUAGGAUCCACCACCACAUAAAGUCUAGCCGGCCAGGUCACGUUACUUGCAUCAGUACUCAGCCGAUAGGCAGCUGCCGCCACUUGCAAGUUGGAGAUUCCGUCACCAACCGAUUGGCCGUAGGCAAAAAUACCUACUAAGUUACCAACUGACAGGCCAAUUGUCCGAACAAGCAUAUACCCUCUAGUAACAAUCUUGGGUUGUUCGGUCGCAAAAAAAACGCAUCACGUUCUAUUAAUUUACUUUUAAAUGGACCGACAGUUUGUCUUCGAUUGCAAGUGACGCCACCUGAACAAAUUACAAGUACAACGCCAACUUGAACUUGUGCAUCACUUUGUUGUCAGCAAGUCCCAAAACGCCACUGCGGGAUAUCAAGCCAAAACGUUCGCGCCUCUGAGAGCAAUUCUACUCGAGUUGCAACACGGGAGGGGGAACGUGGUGGUCCGAAGGAGGGAACUGGCGCCGGGAAAGUAUGGCCCAGUACAGCUCGUCGCCAUCUCUGUCGUCACCACCUUCAGGUUCAAUAUCAGAUCCCGGCUCACCGUCCCGUCUUAUUCAGGGACGCGCCAACAUCGCCAUGGGCGACGAAAUCGUUGUCGACACCGAGGCCAGGUUCCGCCUGGACUUGGGACAACCGUCAGCACCUCAGGAUAACGUACCCUUGACAGCAGCUGGCGUUCCGCGGAAGAAGCCCGGCCGUAAGCCCGGGGCGGCAGCAGCAGCAAAGAAGGCUGCCGCCACCGAGGAUGGAUCGGCUGCCAGCACGGAUGCCCCCGCUAAGCAGCGGAGGCCGCGCAAGCCCAAGGACCCUAGUGCGCCUACUGUUCAGCGAAAACGGAAACAACCCCCUACCGAACUCGAAGGUGCUCCCGACAAGAGGAGCUCUUCCGCAGGUCUGGACUCUCGCCAGCCAAAGAUCACUGACCUUACCAGUCUUCGCUCGGACCUUGAUUCACCCUCACGGAGCCAACAGUCCGCCCCGCCCCCGGCUCCUCCCAAGGCUCCGGCUCGCAGUUCCAUGCACAGUCUGCUCAACCACGAUGACCCGCCAUCGCCGCAGCACUCACCGCCGCCAGUUAGAAACAGUGGCCAGAGCUACGACCCCGUGCGGUCUUCCAACUACGAUCCUGUCAGGGAGACCAUGGUGGCUCGCGAUCCCUGGGGCACCGGCUCUCUUGGCUCACCCCGCGCACCCACCCAAAUGCAAAAUCGAGCCAGUGCAUCCCCCUCGAUUACCAGUCUCAUCGACCCAGUUCCUUCCUCCUCAGCAGCAGCUCCGCUCAGAUCCCCCUUGCUGCCGUCCAAGCAUGUGUAUGGCAAUUAUCCCGAGUCGAUAUCGGCUCCCACUUCACCAUCGACUGAGAUGAAGGCACCGAUUGUGCCCGCUCCAUCAACCUCUAAGCCGACUCCUGCACCUACUGCCUCGCCAGAGGCACCGGCCCCAGCAUCGAAGGCGGUCAAGAAGGAGUUGGUAGCUUCAGAGGUCACUAAGCCAGCAAAGAGGCAGUCAACGGGUGGUAAGGCUAAAGAUGCAACGUCGUCUGGCAAGGCAACCACAACCAAGUCAGCUAGGACAUCAUUGGCAAAGGCAACGCCCAAGGCUUCAUCGGCAAAAGCAUCAGCAGAAGUCUCCGAGAGCUGUGCCUCGGUUUCUUCCCCAGAGGAAGCAGCUCCGCCGGCACCUACGUCUGCACCGAGCAAGAAAAUCACGUCGGUAGCUCUUCAAGAGCGCAAGCAACAGAAGGUUGCGAGCGCGACAUCGUCACCAAGGAUAUCUGCACCGGUCAAGAUGCCUCCGGUUCCAGACUUCCCAGAUGAGGAUAGCGAACGAUCGAUCCUUGACUUUGGCAAGAUCAACCCUGCGGACAAGAAGGCGGCGCCAUCGAUUGUACUAUCCAUACCGUUGCGUGGGGAGUCGAACAAGUACGUCAACUUUAUGCGCAUGGCAGAGGACAAGUACGGCUGGGAUGCCCUGCACCCCCGUGAGGCCGCUCACCGCGACCGCAAGGCUCGCAUAGCUGCUGCCGCGUCCGCACUCGAGAAGAACGUGUCUGGUCGUGAGACGGGUGACGAGGAGACGGACAAGGAAUCAGAUGGCGACAACAGCGACGCCGAGAACAAGGGCGGCAACGGGGCUGCUAGUGCUGGGGAAGCCGGUGCUGACGCUGCUAGCGGAGCUGACGGCGCGCCGAUGAAGAAGCAGCGCAGGAAGCGCAACUGGAGGGAGGAUGAAUACGACAAGGAGGACGACUUUGUUGACGACUCGGAGAUGCUGUGGGAGGAGCAAGCCGCGGCUAGCAAAGAUGGUUUCUUUGUCUACUCGGGCCCGCUCAUCCCCGAGGUGGAAAAGCCAGCACCAGGAUCCGAGGGACCUGCUAAGCGCGGGCGCGGAGGUGGACGAGGCAGUCGGGGCGGUGGCCGUGGUGGGGCGACACGCGGCGGCACGACGACUGGAAGAGGCCGUGGUGGUGGUCCAGGUUCCAGAGGCGGUCAGAUUCGCAAGCCGCGCGCUACCAAGGCCGAAAAAGAGCAGGCAGAGCGAGAAAAGGCCGAGAAGCUAGCCCAGGACGGAUCUACCAAGACGACCAACGGCUCUCUCGGUUAUGACCUCAACCCGGCAGGCACCAAUCCACAGUUCUCGGGAAUGGUCAUUGACCUCUGAGAUGAACGAUAUCUUCUGGAAAAGUGCGAACAAUCAAGUGUCAACCUUGUACGGCUCGUCUUUUGCGGUUAUUUUCAAUUGCCACAAUACCCAUGUUUUUUUAGCUAGUCGUCUGUGGGGGUUUGGCUGGAAUGCUUUCAAGUUUGGGGGGGAUUUUGGUUGAUAGAACCCCUCUGUGUUUGCGAUCGAAGGGCGUUAUUGGAGCUUUGCUGGUUACGUCUGCAUGACCCUGUCCUACUAUUUUGAUUUGUUGUGGGAAAGAUAUCUUGAUUCCAGUUGCCAUCAUUGAUGGCCUUCCCGGGUUAUUUCAUCUGAUAUUAUUGCAGACAAGCGGGCCUUUAUUUAUUUUGUCUUUUUAUUAUUUUCAGGUCGUUGCCAGUGCACGGUUGUGUAAGCUGUUGUUUCGUGUUUGUUACACGGCACACAAGAAUCGGGACUGGAAUGAGGAGGAAUAGUUGGUGGACCAUGUACAUGGAGAGAGAGAGCGUUACCCUGAAAAGAGAUAUGGGUGAAGAGUACACGGAAAAACUUGGGAUGGAAGGCGUACUGGAAGGAACAAAGAAGGGCAACAAAGGAAGACAGGCGCAAAGGUUACAAGGCAUUAUUCACUACCAGGUAACUACCUAGGUACCUACCUACAGUGGCUCGAUUAAUAGACAUUAUAAAAAUAAACCAUGAACGCG
Molecule: messenger RNA, 3748 nt
Organism: Pyricularia oryzae 70-15
Lineage: Eukaryota; Fungi; Ascomycota; Sordariomycetes; Magnaporthales; Pyriculariaceae
Exons: 2
Coding region: 876-3065 (729 amino acids)
Source: RefSeq, a predicted model, not a curated record